AUGAAGGAUAUGCGCGAGACGACCCGCUGGAGGCCCAGACUUACACGCGGGCGCCAUGCACGAGUAGCCGUUACCGGUGAGGAGGACGAGGAAGUCAGAGCGGAGGUGAAAGGUGCGAAGAUAUUCAUCAAACGCGGAGAAAGCGACUUUGGGGACGGAAUCUUCGGCCACGUUAAGCUCCUUUCGCACAGGGAGACUGCCGAUGAGCGGUUGAUUUUUCGCCGAGAGCCCGUGUGGAAGGUCUCCAUGAGCGUGCGACUGUGUCCAGCAGUCCGUUGCACCUUUGACGAGAAAGAGGGCGUGCUGCGCGUCGUGCUCAAAGAAGUAGAGGAGUGUCACCGGGCCUCACCUGACAAACGGAGAGGGAACAUUGUCGUAUACGCGUUGAAGAGAGGCAAAGCGACUAAACGAGAGUUUGCGGACUUCGCGCUGUCGGUCAUCCAACGCACAUCGCUCGCCUCCUCUGAGCGGCCUGCAGGACUCUCAUCAUAG
Fomitopsis serialis is the source of this 492-nucleotide messenger RNA. RefSeq lists its product as uncharacterized. The record is from RefSeq and is a predicted model, not a curated record. NCBI's taxonomy places the organism in Eukaryota, Fungi, Basidiomycota, Agaricomycetes, Polyporales, Fomitopsidaceae. The transcript is spliced from 4 exons. Gene Ontology annotation, biological process: intracellular transport. Bases 1 to 492 code for a protein of 163 amino acids.